AUGGCAGGGUUAAUGAAGAAGUAUGGCAUCAUCCAUAAAGUGGCCACGGCAUACCACCCACAAACAAAUGGCCAAGCCGAAGUCUCCAAUCGGGAAAUCAAGUGCAUAUUGGAAAAGAUUGUGAAGCCUCACAAGAAGGAUUGGAGUUCUAAACUCGGUGAUGCGCUUUGGGCAUACCAAACGGCUUACAAGACGCCAAUUGGUAUGAUCCCAUUCCGGUUGGUCUAUAAGAAGGCUUGCCAUCUUCUGGUGGAGAUAGAGCAUAAGGCCUAUUGGGCCGUCAAAAAUGCAACACCGGAUUUGGGGUUGGAGUCGAAAGGAAGUUACAGUUGGUGGAGCUUGAGUGCCUUAGAUUGGAAGCCUAUGAAAAUUCUAGGCUCUACAAGGAGAAAAUGA
Messenger RNA from Arachis ipaensis, 396 nucleotides. Lineage: Eukaryota; Viridiplantae; Streptophyta; Magnoliopsida; Fabales; Fabaceae. The record is from RefSeq and is a predicted model, not a curated record.